Cricetulus griseus (Chinese hamster) is the source of this 6581-nucleotide messenger RNA. The record is from RefSeq and is a predicted model, not a curated record. NCBI's taxonomy places the organism in Eukaryota, Metazoa, Chordata, Mammalia, Rodentia, Cricetidae.
AGGAGGCGCCGGCGCCGGCGACGCCUCUCGAGGAAGUUGGCCCUUUAAUUAUAGAGCCAGUUCCCUGUCGCAUCCACCUUCAGCAGCAAGCAGCAGACGCAGUCGGUGUCAAUCCUCUGUCCCGGGUACGGCACCGCGGCCAUGGGCGGCUCGGCCUCCAGCCAGCUGGACGAGGGCAAGUGCGCCUACAUCCGAGGAAAAACAGAGGCUUCUAUCAAAAACUUCAGUCCCUACUACAGCCGCCAGUAUUCUGUGGCUUUCUGUAAUCACGUCCGCAGUGACGUGGAACAGCAAAGAGAUUUGACGUCUCAGUUCCUGAAGGCAAAGCCCCCCUUGGAACCAGGAACUGUUUUGUAUGAAGCUGAGCUCUCCCAGUUUGCUGAAGACAUCAGGAAAUGGAAGGACAGAUAUGUUGUGGUUAAAAAUGAUUUUGCUGUGGAAAGCUAUGAGAACAAAGAGGCCUAUCAGAAAGGAGCUGUUCCUAAAAGCCGAAUUCUUCCAGCUGGAGGCAAGGUUUUAACUUCAGAAGAGGAAUAUAAUAUCUUGUCUGAUAAGCAUUUCCCAGACCCCAUUGCUUCCAGUGAGAAGAACUCUCAGCCCUUCGUGGUCCUGCCCAAGGCAUUCCCCGUGUACCUGUGGCAGCCUUACCUCAGGCACGCCUACUUCUGUUUCCAGGAGGCCGCUGAGCAGCAGAAGUUCAGCGCUCUUCUCAAUGACUGCAUCAGACACCUCAAUCAUGAUUACAUGAAGCAGACGACAUUUGAAGCCCAAGCCUUUUUAGAAGCUGUGCAGUUCUUCCGGCAGGAGAAGGGUCACUAUGGCUCAUGGGAGAUGAUGACUGGGGAUGAAGUCCAGGUCCUGAGUAAGCUGGUGAUGGAGGAGCUCCUGCCCACUCUUCAGACCGACCUGCUUCCUAAGAUGAAGGGGAGGAAGAAUGACAGGAAGAGGGCCUGGUUUGGUCUCCUGGAGGAAGCCUACAAUCUGGUUCAGCACCAAGUGUCGGAAGGAUUAAGUGCCUUGAAGGAGGAGUGCAGAGCUCUGACAAAGGGCCUGGAAGGGACCAUCCGCUCAGACAUGGAUCAGAUCGUGAACUCAAAGAACUUCCUAACUGGGAAGAUCAGAGCAAUGGUGGCUCAGCCAGCAGAGAAAAGCUGUGGGGAGAUCGUGCAGCCGUUCCUGGCAUCCAUCCUGGAGGAGCUGAUGGGGCCGGUGAGCUCCGGCUUCAGCGAAGUGCGUGCGCUUUUCGAGAAAGAAGUAGAUGAACUCAGCCAGAGCUUCCGUGCUGCCCAGGACAGUGUCCAGCUGACGGAGCACCUGGACCAGCUGACGAAGCUUCCUCUGGAUUCUGUGAAGAUGGAACCCUGUUAUACUAAAGUCACAUUGCUUCCGGAGCGCCUGCUGGAUCUCCAGAGUCGCUUCAGAUUCCCUCACGUGGAUCUGGUGGUCCAGAGGACUCAGAACUACAUGCAAGAGCUCAUGGAGAACGCAGUGUUCACAUUUGAGCAGUUGCUCUCCCCACAUCUCCAAGGAGAGGCUUCCAGAGCAGCGGCUGCCAUCGAGAAGGUUAAGCUCCGUGUCUUAAAGCAAUAUGAUUACGACAGCAGCACCGUCCGGAAGAAGAUCUUCCAGGAGGCAUUGAUUCAAAUCACACUACCCACCGUGCAGAAGGCACUGGCGGCCACAUGCAAACCAGAGCUUCAGAAAUACGAGCAGUUCAUCUUCGCAGAUCACACCAAUAUGAUCCAUGUCGAGAACGUCUACGAAGAGAUCUUGUAUCAGAUCCUCCUUGACGAAACUCUGAAAGUGAUCACGGAGGCAGCUAUCUUGAAGAAACACAACUUAUUUGAAGACAACAUGGCCUUGCCCAGCGAAAGUGUAUCCAGCCUGACAGAUCUCAAAACCUCCAUGGGGUCAAACCAGGCCAGCCCAGCCAGAAGAGUGUCUGCCAUUCUUCCAGGGGCUCCAGAUAAUGAAGUAUUCCAGGAGCCAGAGGAAAAGAAGCAGCAGCCUGGGGUACCCGGCUCACUGGCCAGAGAAGAAAGUACUUCUGUCCCUUGGUCCAGUCCUCCUUCAGGUGGGGAUGGGCAGGUGACUGUGUCUAGUGUGGAUAGCUCUGCUGGGAGUCCUCUCACUGCAGAGGAUACAGCAGGACCCCUCAGCUCACAUUUGUCAGAGGUGGAAGGUGGGGAGACCCUUAAAGAUGAGGAGCCCACCUGUGAAGGGCCAGAGUCCAUCAACACUCCAGGGUCUUUGAAGGAGCUGAAAGAGUUGUUGACUGUGACAGUGUCCGUGGAGCCCACCCCAGUGAUUGACAAUGAUACACAUGAGGAGACACCUGUUACCCAAGAAAAUGAAAAAGAAGAAGACAAGAUCGACCCAGAAGCCAGCCAGCCAGCUGCCAGCCAGCAGGACAACUGUGAAGAAAGGCAAGUCAGAGAGUGGGGCGGCCAGCCUACCCCUCUGGAAGUUGAGGCUUCUGGAGAAGACUUGGGGACAUUGCCAGAAGCUAGCAGCACUAUCUCUCAGUCCACUGGUGGGGGGCCCCCUGAGGACACAGGCUGUCUAGGUCCCUUAGGGGAGCCAUCUGAGGCUCCAGAGCCCACUGGCAAUGUGCCCCCAGCCAUGGUUUCUACACAGGACACCACUCAUGUAGAAGACGAGGCUGUGCAUGCCGAGACGGUCACACUGCAAGAAGAUGCCACAUUAAGUUCUGAUCCCAUCUUUUCUGUGGAGAAGAAUGAGAUGCCCCAGGUUUCUGAGAAUCCAGAAGUGCCGGGAGAGAAUGAUAGCCCAGCCCUUGCUGUGCAUACAAAGCAAGUCAAUACUGGCCAUUCACACGGGUGCCCGUGGGUGGUAGAGGAUGCCCCAGGCACUGGCAUCCCAGAGAUGUCUGAUAAUGACGUGAACUCCCCUGAACAGCCCUCAGAGGAGUAGCAGAAACAAUUUGGCCAGAGUUUUUCUUUUAAAACUGGUCAGAGGGUUUUAGUUAUGGGAAUCCAUAGGGGAUUGCAUGUGGGUUGCUAUAAAAUUUAUGAAAUAUUUCCUUAAUUUGACUAAUAAGGCCAGAGGAAAUGUAUACAGGGUGUGAACAUUUAGGCCAACUUUUGGGAGCUGAACUGCUCCCUGUGAAGGGUUGCUUUAGCACCUUAAUAGAAAUAAUGAAAGAAUUGGAGUAUUGGGGUGAAGGGGCUCCAGAGAGGCAGCAGUUCUGCAGCAGAGGCUAAAAGAGUAGGAGCUGGCACCUCCAUAUUCUCUGCACGGAAAUGUGGUACACAUCACUGCAAGAGUACAAAGGUCUACCGUGACCCCAGCCUUGCCACCCACUCUGUCAGCUUCACUGCCUCUUAAGUGGCAUUUGUCCAUUGCCAAGCCACAAGAAAGAGGAAGUCAUGAGCACCAGGUACUCCUGCCCUGUGAAGCACCCCAGAGCCAAUCAUGGCUGGCAGAUCUGAGGCAAUGCAGAACAAAAAUGCAAGCUGGAAGGUCUGUGGGACUGUCUAAGGCCCUGUUCCCAAUCCUGCUAUCAAUUCCUUGUUGGUUCAUUUUGUUGAUUUGUAUUAGUUAAUCACCUUUUGAGGAAAUUCAGAUGGGACAAGAGAUUUCAUUGGCACAAAUUAGCCUCGGGUUGUGCAAAGUGCUCAGCUAAAUUUUCUAGCUCAAAACCUACCAAUUACACAGACAUUAUUUGAACAGCUAGUGCAUGCUCUGUUAGGCACAGUAAUAAGUAAAAGAUCAGGUGUUUUGCUUCAUAUUAAUUAAAGGGCUCAUGAGAAUUUAGUCUAGAAGAAAAGAUUUUUUUUUUCAAUUUUUAAGUUUCAAACCAUGACAGCUUUCACUCUCUCCAUUUACACAGUCCUGGUUUGCUCUCAGAAGGGAACAAGUGAAUGCAUGAAUGAACAAAGGAAUGAAUGAAAUCAUUCAAGUUUCUGUCAUUCCCAAAGUCAUCACCAAAAGUAGAAAUGGUUUGAUCAUUCAGCAGAUUAGUUUCUUAGGUACCCUAUCAGGUAGCAAGCUUGGGGAUACCAUAAAGGAAAGACCACUGUUCCCACUUUCUGAAGGAGACAGAAAGGAAUUCACCUUUAACGGAGAUUGCAACCUGUAACAGUUAGUACAAGAGAUGAAUGGACUCAACUUCAAAGGAUCAAAAAGAUGUAUCCUACUGUGUUUCAGAAAAUCUCAGAUUGUUUCCCGGGCAGUGAGCCCGACACUUCCUUUCACAUUUUAACAUCAGCACCUCACACUUUGUCUUCAGAGUUGUUUUCACUCAUCGCCAUCAAGCUUCUCCUUCAGAGAAGUUAUUCCACACUUCAGCCAUUAAAGCAGGAAUUGAGCUACUUCCCUUCCCACCUCUCCCUCAAAGAAUUUCUAAGUCAUAAAAGAUGAGUAAUAAUCACAUCAGCAUGGUGUCGUGUGAAUCAUUUCACCUUCUCUUAGAAUGUUUGUGUCCUACUAUUAAGCAAGGAAGCUCUGGCCAUUCUCUCCAUGGUCCCUGUUUACCUUCCUCCUGGCCUUCAGCAUGCUGCACCAAAAUUGUGUUUACUUCCUGUCUUUUCCACAACCUCCUUUCUUCAAGGACUUUCAAUGACUGAAACGAGGAAUUAGUCAUCAUUUGUUCUUUCUGCUGGAAACCCACAGCCUUGAAUAAUGGCUUCCUGCAUGCCAAGUAACUUUAACAAUCCAGGGCCUAGCGCAAAGACUGACAAGUUUCAUGCUGCUGUGGAAAUGUGGGAACUAAACACCUGGCACACUACUGUGCAGGGGCUAUUUGGGGCUUGCUUUUAGACAGGGAGAGAUUUUUAAUUAACUUUCUGACCUUGUUGAAUCUUCUCAUAAAGUCCAAUGCUGAAGGGGCAGAUGGCCAAAUGGCCAGCGGCACUGCCUGGUUAGGCAGAGAGCCAGAAAACAGUGUCUAGCCCCACAAACAUUGCCCUUCUUUCUCAGAGAGCCAUGGCUAUCACAGAGCUCCAGCUCAUGCUAACCCCACUCCAGAACUCUCAUUUUCUCUGCUUUUGCUCACCCCAUAAGAAGCUAAGUGUAAACGAGAGUAUAGAAGCACAGAUUAAGAUACACGGGACUUGGUUAAAUAUAGGUUAAUUUUAUUCUGGGAGAAGUCAAUUACACAAGAAACUGAUGACCUGCAAGUUCCAGCUCCAAGGAUCCACACCCAGGCUGCUCUCCGAACCAAGAGAGUGCAAGCCUGUCCGGGACCCCAGACCAAAUACCACCUGCUCACAUCUGCGCCACAGAUGCAGCUGGGUGGAUCUCUCACUACAAUUCCCCUUUUAGUCUAAAGAAAAGAUUUAGACUUGAUACAAAACUAUAUACAAAGACAGCAAAUAUCAAGUAUGCUCUAGGAGGCGGAAAAGUAAGAACAUACACACUUAAGACCUAUUGCCAGUGAAGCAACAAGAGCAGGUGGCAAGACAAAGUUUGUCACCAAAUUAGCAGAUGACAACUAGCGCCAAUCAGGAAGGCCAGAGAGGAAUAGGUGCUAAGUAGCAAGACAUUUUAGAGAACACCGAGAACCCUUCCAUGAGUGUUUCACACAACCAAGUACUCCAAACUAGGCAAGGCAGCUGUCACACUGGAAGAUGGAUAAGGAACCCACAGAGCAUCAACAUAGUCUGUGUGUGUGGUGACAUGCCAAAAGCUUGUUUAGCUUCUCAUACGUGUGUGUGUGUGUGUGUGUGUGUGUGUGUGUGUGUGUGUGUCCUGUUGUGUCCAUGGGGAGGCAAGCUGUUGGCGAUCUCAAUGGGCAAUCUCUGCCUUCGGCAAAGCUGUUAAAGACUCCUGGUUCUUGGCCCAAACUCUAGGACUUUAAACCAGUUAUGCUACUUAUUGACCUUUCACAGAGGUUUUCCUUGAAAAUAAAAAUGACUUGUCAUUUUGUCCUGUGUAACUUGGCACAGAGUAUGGAAUCAAGCAGGAAACAUACAUACACACACACACACACACACACACACACAUACACACACACCUUGGAGACUACCAACUCAGAUUCCAGUUGUCGUUUUCAAAGAGGUUGAGUGUAAAGAAUGGCACAACAUUAGGUUUGACCUAUAAAAUCUGUAGUUUUUUUAUUAUUGUUAUACAGAUCCUCAUGUUUGCCCUUGUAAUUCUUCAGAUUAAAGCCAAUGACUUCAAAGGAUUUUACAGUUCUCUGAGACAAAAGUGAUUUUAACUUGUUGGCUUUUGUAAAGUGUGACCUGAGGGGAUGGUUUCAGAUAGAGUACUUACCUAGCAGGCUACAGGUCCUACUUUAACCCAAAAGUGUGUAUAGGGGAGCUAUGUGAUAUGUGCUAAAUAAACAGUCUUUAGUCAUUUCAGAUUGGGGGAAGGGAUGACAUUAUUGGCUCAAAGUCUUAAAACAUAAUACAGUUUCACUGCCAUGUGCCUUCUUUACCAUAGCCACACACGACUAGGGAUUUGCUUUCUCAAGUCUGAGACUUAGUGAAAAAGAAUUCUACACUGUGGUUUUAUUUUUUGCAUUCAUUAUAUAAAGCAAGUAAACUAAAAACACUUUGUAACCAUGUAUUUACUCUGCCAAGUGCCUAUAUUUCAAUAAAACAUUCAUCCCUGAA